Falco peregrinus (peregrine falcon) is the source of this 5819-nucleotide messenger RNA. RefSeq names its product otoancorin (gene OTOA). Gene Ontology annotation, biological process: cell-matrix adhesion. Gene Ontology annotation, cellular component: cell surface. The coding region runs from base 1479 to 4883 and encodes 1134 amino acids. The record is from RefSeq and is a predicted model, not a curated record. Lineage: Eukaryota; Metazoa; Chordata; Aves; Falconiformes; Falconidae. The transcript has 29 exons.
UGUUUGUAUUUAUCAAAUGUUCAGAUCUGUAACUCAAGCCACAGCAAAGAACUUUUUUUUUUAAAAAAAAAAAAAAAAAGGAGAGAAUGAGUCCAAAUUCAGCAACAAAAAGAAAUGCAGAAAUUGUGUUGCAGAUAAACCCUUGAAAUGAAGGAAAGGGAGAGAAAACCUAACAAAGUCAUCUCAGGGUCAGAGCGUAGUUGGCCAACAGGGCUCUAAAAUCAGAGACUAAUCCUAGUGUAAGAAGCUGCAAUCUGUAGAGCAGGGUAUCAUCUAAUAUCUCAGAUUAAUUAAUUGUUUUACCUGUGGGGAUGGUAACUCUCAUGGCUGGGCAGAGUGCCAGGCCGAGGGUGCAGAGGCAGAAAAUCCCCUCUGCAGUAAACUUGCUGCAACGUGGAUUAAAGCAGCUCAUGGUCCUCAGUGCUGCAGAGGGGACAUAGCUGCAGGAACACGUGUGUGAGCGAGACCACCUCGGUCUCAGCUUCCUUUCCAUCCCAUUGCCUUAUGGCAAUGUUAUCCUUGUCCUUCAGGAGCUAGAUAGAAAGCAACACAUUCAUUUCAUAUAGGACAACUGUGAGACUGUCAGAUCUUUUCUGAUGAGAAUCUGUGGUGCCCUGGUGAAAAGCUCUGGGUAUCCUAUUACUGCCCUUCCAGCUAUUUUAUCUUUCCGUGAUCUUUAUGCCUCAUAGCACAGGGAUAGGAAGACCUACUAAAACACAUAUUUCCAUAGAAACCGUGUCCUAGCUGAUGGGGAAAAAUUGAUGGUACGCUUCUCAUGAGUACAGACCAGAGCUUUGAUUUGUCUAAAUGAAGUGGCAUGGUCUUGAACCUGGUUUCUCAAAUGUGUUGCUUUCUCUCUGCUUCAGGAGGGUAUAAGGACAUUUUUCCCCUUUCGGCAGAGUGAUGGCAGCAGGGAAGGGGGGUGCUUCUUCACCCUCCCUGGAGCACUCUGCACUGGCACAGGGCAAGCAGGAGGGCUAGGGCAUCCCACGGUUUGAAUGCAGGUUCAGGAAACUUAACGAGCUAGAAAAAGCUUAGGGUUUUUUUGGAGCUUCUUUGCUAUUUCCUUUUUCACUCCUUCUAUUUCUUUUCUCUUUUAUCUGAGUUUAAAAGGAUUUGUUUGUUUGCUUUAACAAAACUGCAUUUAAGUCAUAUUUAGGUGGAGUGUGGCUUAGUAAAUAAAUGAUGCUACUAGGGGGAAAUUAAGAGCUACUUGGUAAAAGGGAAAUAAAUCUGGCUGUACAUGCACACUUGCAGACUUGUGUUUGCAUAAAAUUCCUGUCCUGGAAAAAGAUCUAAAUUAAAAAUUUGGGAGCAAGCACUUCUAGAUGAUUCUGAUUUCUAUCUGUACUCCGUAGCUUAGGCUGUCUCUGAUUUAUGGCUCUGAAAGUUUUGGGUGAAUAUUGCCUUUUGACUUUGUUCUUUUAAUUUUCCUUUUCAAUCCAAAUAUCUUCUGAUUCUAAUAAACACUAGAAGAAAUGUCCAGACUUUUGAAGAUAUGUUUCUUAUUGAUAUCAGUGAAUCAUGCUGAGAUUACACGCAGUCAGAACUCUGAAGAUUUGCCUCCAUUAUUACACAAAGCUGUGGAUGAAGUAAUAACUGGGAAGUAUCUGAAUGCUCUCCUUGAUAUACUUCAUUUUCAAAGUUCUAAUGUCUGGACAGCAGAUAUGCUUUCAAAAGUCAUGGCAUAUUUUAAUGCCCAGGAAGUUAUGUUUACUCUUAGCAGCCUACAGAUGUCCAUAAAAAGUUACCUGAAGAACCUUUUAUACCAGCCUAGGCAACUACUAUCCGAAUUCCAACAGCUUGAUCAGCAGCAGUUCCGAACUGCAAUGAAGUAUCUCUUCAACAGCAGAAAGGACCAUCUUGAAAUGGGAAAUGUUAUUCUUGAUUGGGGCAAGACUAGAGAGAGAAUUUUUCAAAGCCCAGGAGUAAACAGGACCUUGUUCCUUAUAACACUGGAUAAAUGCUUUCUGGCUCUGAGUGCUUUGGACUGUGUGGAUAUCCUAAGCCAGGUUUUGCGUCUGUCAGCAGUGAACUAUCUCCAACCUGAUGUCAUUGGGAACCUCCCAAACGUUCUGCUGGAGGAUGCUUUCAGAAACUUAUCAACAGUAUUCAAGGACCUCUAUGACAAAACCUCAGCAAAUACACAGAAAGCUCUGUAUGGCUGGAUGAAGCAGAUGCUACAAAAAUCCUAUAACAGGAGUGAGUUCAAUGAAUCAACUUCUUGGGUCAGUGCAGAAAACUUAUGGAUUUUGGGAAGAUAUAUGGUCCAUCUCCCGUUAGAAGAUAUUCUGAAAAUUAGUCUCGAUGAAAUAAGACUAUUCAUUAGCUAUGACAAUGCCACGAAACAGUUGGACACGGUGUAUGACAUCACACCAGAGCUUGCACAAGCUUUCCUGGAAAGAAUAAACUCAUCAGGAUUUGAUAUGAGAAACACUUCAACUAUCUACAGGCUGGGUUUAUUGGUUUGCUUUUAUGAUGACAUGGAACAGAUGGAUGCAGCUGUGGCCCGGGCUUUACUUCAUCAAAUGAUUAAGUGCAAUCACUUGAGAGGUUUCCAGGCUGAGGUUCAGAAGCUCAAAUCUCAGCUACUGAACACUGCCAUGCAAAACCAGACAUUGAAUGAUAUCGUUGGAUCUCUGUCAGAUGCUGUGGUUGGACUAACUUCAAGUCAGCUGGAAUCUUUGUCACCUAAAGCGGUGCAUAAUGCUAUUGCAACAUUAAACCAAGUCUCUGGGUGGGCAAAAAGCCAAGUUAUGAUUUUAUCCAGUAAAUACCUCUCUUAUGAAAAGGUCUUAUCAUUUUAUAAUGUUAGUCAAAUGGGCGCGUUGGUAACUGGUAUUAGCACCCAGUCAUUCUACAGCAUGAACCCGAAGGAGCUUUCUCAGAUUAUUCGAGGCACAACAUCCCAGUACUUAUCUGACUUGUCGCCUGCGCAACAGCAAGGGAUCCUCAGGAAGAUAGCUGCAUCUGGAGAUUUUUCUUCAUCAGUCAAAGACAUACAAGGAGCUUUCUUUAAAGAAAUAUCUCUUUCUGGGUUAUGGAAGCAGACUGAAUAUAAUUCUUCAAUGAUGAAAGAAAAAGAACUCAGAAGAAGCCAGGCUUUGUAUCUGUAUGAAUUGCUGUCUAAGAAAAACUAUCCUGUUGACCUUCUAAGCACAGGACAGCUUGUGAAAGGAGUAACUUGUCAAGUCAUUGAAAGUAUGGGCACAGACAUUUUUUUAAACAACUUUAAAUUCUUUGAAAUGAAUCUUCAUCUGCUUUCUCCAUAUCAGGUUAAUUGUUUGGCUUGGAAGUUUUGGAAAGUCUCCAAUGCAUCUAUUCCUCCUUUCCUCUUACUGGUGCUUCCGACUGAGUACCUGGAGUAUGUUUCAGGCCCUUUGUGUGUCCCUUUCAUUGGAAGUCUGGGGAAGAUUGAGAUGGACCUUUUCAAUCCAAGCCUUCACAAAAAGAACGCUGUCCUGCAAAAAGUACAGGAGUGCUUGAACGGCUCUGUUGCUGAUGAAUAUGAUGUUGACCUACUUGGAAAUCUAAUCUGCCACUUACCUCCAGACUUUCUGCACGACAGAAUGUCCCUGAAGGCAAUGGCAACAGCCCUUCAUCAAUUCAAACUCUGCCAAGAGCUCAGCCACGAGCAGAAGACUGAAAUUAAAUACAAACUCCUUGAGUUAUAUGGCUCCCCAAACGACUGGACAGCUGAAACAACAUUAGAUGUUGGACCAUUCAUAGCUCUGCUGUCAAAAGCAGAAUUAAAUGCCCUUGCUGAAAAGUUCCCAGGUACCAUUUUACAAAUAGCAAAGACAAUAGGACCAAUUUCUUCAUCUGAAGAUCUUCUGUCAACUGUUUUUGAAUCUGUCUCCAAUGCCACUGCCGACACUGAAUCAUCUCUCACCAGACCUGAUUGCAUGGGAACCAGAGCUCCUUCUUCAGAUGAAAUUAUUAAAUUAGCGGAAGCAAAUGUCUUUUGGUCAGUUCAGGAACUGGAAUGCAUGGAUGCAGAAACUUUUGACAAGAAUGUGGAACUUCUUGGGACUGUCUCUGGUUUUAACAGCUCCCAGCUUGUUGCCUUGAAGGAAAAAGCCAAGCAGGUUUGGGGAUCGCUGGCAGGCUGGAAGAGUUAUCAUAUUGUUUCUCUGGGCCGCAUUGCUCUGGCACUCACCGAACAUGAAAUCGAAGAGCUGGAUUUACAUUCUGUCGACACCAUUUCUGUCCUUAGUCAGCAAACAGGAUGGACUGUUACCCAGGCAAGAUCUGUUUUGCAAGGUUUUCUAGAAGACUCUGGCCAGGCAAUCAGUACACUAAAAAGCUUUGAUUUAGUUGGAUUGGGAGCUAUUCUCUGUGCUUUGAACUCCACGGAAAUCAUGUCCAUAAAGACCGCUGAAUUCAGUGCUGCUGUUGCAAGAAUUGGCCUGUUGUUUUGCAGCACCCCUGUUCUGAGGCAGUUUAAGGUGAUGACAGAAUCUGUGUUUGGUACCACUACGAGCUGGAACAACUCUGUUUUACAGGAAAUUGGUACUAUAGCAGGUGGUUUGAAUGAGGAUGAAUUAAAAGCUUUUGAUAAAAACUUGAUGCCGUAUUUCCAGCCAACAGCAGUAAGACGUAUACCUCCUGAAAUUUUCCAAGCAUUGUCCUCGGAACAGAUAGCAAACCUGGGCCCUGAAAAUGCUGCCGUGGUUACCAGAUCACAGCGUGAGCAUCUGGAUGCAUCACAGCUCCAGAGCCUUCAGCUGGCGCUGGAUGGAGCCAGGACAAGCACCCUAGAGUCACCAGAUGGUGCAAGCACUACCCAGGCAGGUCACACCCCAGCUCCAAGUGGCGCUCCUUGUUUGAGUAGCUUUGGCAUCUGGUUGUGCUCUGUGUUUACACUGCACCUGCCUUUCUGAAUCCACGGCUGUUAAGUUUGAGUGUCCUGGAGCUUACAGAGGAGAUGCUAGAGAUAAAGAGUUGCAGCUCAGCAUGAAUAGUAGAAUCAAGAGGAGGCUCCGAGAUGCCCGAGUGCAAAGUAGUUAAUUUCUUAAAAGCAACACCUCCAUCUGCCAUCAUGAUGUGAAGUGUCCCCUUUCCUUACCUUUACUAUUAACAAGUAACACAGUGUCCCUCCAAACUUCAGACAAAUUUCAAACUGGAAAUGGCUUACUGGUCUCAUGAGAAAGUCACUGAAAGAUAGGCUUAUGUGUUAGGGAGGACCCUGAAUGACCUAGGGGACAGGUAGCAGGUGACUGUUAUUUGAAGGCUGUCGAAUUGUACCCAGUGCUUUUUACAUUGGCUAAUUUGGUCACACUUGUUUUCAUCUGUUGGAUUUUCUUCUUAUACUGUGAGUGUUCACUGCUCUGGUCAGAGGCUAUUUUUCUGUGUGAGGUAGUAAAAACCAUAUUAAAAAUUACUGCUGUUGCAGUAAAAUAACUGCAUCUCUGGGCUGCUGGUUUAAAUGCUGCUCAGAUAAGAAGUAAUGACACGUUCUUCUAAGCAUCUGUGAAAAAUGUAGUUCCCUGUGACCAUAUGUAUUUGACACAGAAGGCAAAUGCACCAUGGAAACCUGCUUGUGUUCAUCAUGAGAUAGUCCCUUCACUUCAGGCGGGGUUGAAGCAUACACCUGGCAGUAGUAAGGGAAAACUGUUCACUGGGUCUGCAUACUACUAGGACUGUCAAGCCAGUACGUUCCACAAGCUGUAUAAUAACUAAUGUUUCAUAAUUAUAAACCACAAAUAUUUUCAUGUGUUUUACCAACAUAUGGCUUACGUGUUUAAUGUUUUUCAUGCUGUGCCUGAGUAUUUAAACAGUGGAAAAAAAAGAGACAUUAAAAAUCCUCUGCAUGUGAA